AUGGAAAAGACCAGUGUGACUGUUAAUCCAUUAGGGGUGAUUAUGGCACAAGAAUUGGUACCAAUAACAUGCAGGAAAGGAAAAAGACCAAGGUUGCUAAGCUUCCUAUCGGAGAUUCCAUCUGUACGCGUAAUAGUGGUUGUGGGAGGGAUAGAUGAACAUCUCCCAUCUCUACCUUCAAGAUCGGGAGUUAAGCUGAUAUCAUACUCAAAGCUACUUGGUCAGGGCCAAAGUAAUAUCCAUCCAUUUUGCCCUCCAAAGCCUGAGGAUGUGGCCACUAUAUGCUAUACAAGUGGCACUACCGGGACACCUAAGGGAGUUGUUUUGUCACACGGAAACUUGAUAGCAAGUGUUGCAGGUGAGAGGCUAUUUAACGUAGCCUACAAUUCAAAGAAGCAAGCUGUAAUGGGUGGAAGAAAACCAUCACCAAUGUGGGAUAGAUUGGUCUUCAAUAAAAUAAAAGACAAACUUGGAGGGCGAGUCCGUUUGAUGACUUCAGGUGCUUCACCAUUGUCUCCUGAUGUCAUGGAGUUUUUAAGGGUAUGUUUUGGCUGUCCAGUGCUUGAAGGAUAUGGUAUGACAGAGACUUCAUGUGUCAUUAGCUCAAUGGACGAAAGUGACACCUUAUCUGGUCAUGUUGGUUCUCCCAAUCCUGCUUGUGAAAUAAAGCUGGUGGAUGUUCCUGAGAUGAAUUACACUUCUGAAGAUCUACCACAUCCUCGUGGGGAGAUCUGUGUUAGAGGUCCCAUCAUUUUCCAAGGCUAUUACAAAGAUGAAAUCCUGACGAGAGAAGUAAUUGAUGAUGAAGGUUGGCUACACACAGGGGAUAUUGGAUUAUGGCUACCCGGUGGACGUCUUAAAAUUAUUGAUAGGAAAAAGAACAUUUUUAAGUUGGCCCAGGGUGAGUACAUAGCACCAGAGAAAAUUGAGAAUGUCUAUGCCAAGUGCAAAUUUGUUGCGCAGUGCUUCGUGUAUGGCGAUAGCUUCAACUCCAGUUUAGUUGCUGUAGUAUUUGUGGAGCCAGACGUGUUAAAGGAUUGGGCCACAUCAGAAGGCAUCAAGUAUGAAGAUUUAGGGCAACUAUGCAAUGAUCCAAGAGCAAGGGCUGCCGCUCUUGCUGAGAUGGAUGCUGUAGGAAAGGAAGCUCAGUUGAGAGGUUUCGAAUUUGUGAAAGCUGUCACGUUGGUGGUCGAGCCAUUUACAUUAGAGAACGGCUUAUUAACUCCAACAUUUAAGAUAAAGAGGCCCCAAGCAAAGGCUUACUUCGCCAAAGCAAUAUCGGACAUGUAUACCGAGCUUUCAACAUCUGAUCCGACACCACAGAGGAUGUUAUGA
This is a messenger RNA of Fraxinus pennsylvanica, 1335 nucleotides long. The record is from the annotation of a GenBank genome assembly. Lineage: Eukaryota; Viridiplantae; Streptophyta; Magnoliopsida; Lamiales; Oleaceae.